Messenger RNA from Bacillus rossius redtenbacheri, 13596 nucleotides. RefSeq lists its product as uncharacterized. Gene Ontology annotation, molecular function: signaling receptor binding. NCBI's taxonomy places the organism in Eukaryota, Metazoa, Arthropoda, Insecta, Phasmatodea, Bacillidae. Gene Ontology annotation, cellular component: guanyl-nucleotide exchange factor complex; nucleolus; nucleoplasm. The transcript is spliced from 11 exons. The record is from RefSeq and is a predicted model, not a curated record. Bases 2885 to 7084 code for a protein of 1399 amino acids.
UUAAAUAAAAAUUAUUAUUUAUGUGCUUAGUUUCUACCGUUCCCAAUAUCCAUGGGAACAAAUUUUGUUCCCCGCUUUCCUCACCGUAGCCUUUUGUGGCGUACAUUCUUUGAAUGAUUUCUUGAAAUAUAGAAUAUUGAUUAAAAUUUCAUCUACGUACGCCAUUUCUGGUUUACAAUGUUGGUAAUGAAAAAACUUUAUAAUUUAUGAAGAACUCUGGUUACAAAUUAUCGGGAGAAGUUGGUGAAUUUACGGACGUGCUGAUAUAUUGACGGGCACUGGUUUGGCUCAGUUUAAACAUGAAGUCACACAGAUGUGAUGGAGUUUCAACAGAAGCGCUCAAGACUUGCUAAGGGCCCCGCCUACCUAGGCACACAUACGGUAUGCAGAGUUUCAAGAAUAACCACGCGGUUUGAAAACUGCUCAAGGUAUUCUAGUGAGUUGUGUUUAUGAAAAUCAUUUAAGAUUACGCUGAGGGUGGAUGCCCGUUAUGUUUCCGUAUUUUUAUACGAGUGAAAAUGGUCAAAACGCGUGUUUUCAGAAUAAUGUUUAGACUUGAAACAUUCUGUACAGAUUCUUGAAAGAACUCAAGGAACUUUCAUUACACCGUUAUUUUAAUUUCUCCGCCAUCUAACAGUAUGGUUACGACUGGAAUCUUAUAAAUGUCCCGUGUACGACGAAAAUAUUGUGCGCUUUUUCAUAGACUUGCGCUUAGAGGCGAUACUACGCUAGAAGCACCAGCGAGCGUCGCACUUAUCAUCCCGCCACACUAACACGAUACACCCUUAACUAGGUCAAACACACUUGAUCCCUCUGAGUGCACGUUUGAGUAACCAGUUAUUUGGGACUACGAGAAGCCUUCGUUGAUUGUAGGCGCAUUCUUCAUUGAAAAGGACGUGAGUUGACCGUAAUUUCUAACAGCGUGCUUCGGAAGGAACCGCGGGCCUGCGACGCCGCGUGCAGUGGCGGCGGGGCUCAGAGGUCUGAUUGCCGAGGCUUCAGACCCGUCCACGGCAGUAUCUAGCAUUGGAGCAGUGUCGGCUGGUGAUCCUAUCACUUAUUCCACUGUGGCUCCCGGCAAAGCUACCUUCAGAUGAGUUCUACCAAGGCGAGGUCAUUUUAUUUAACACUGUUAUGAAAUGAUAGCGGGUAAUUUAAUACAGAUGAAAAAACUGCAAAAAAAUAUAAUACACGUAUUGAAUGACCCGUGUAUUGUUUUAAAAUUUUUACUAAGAUUUGUUUUUUAAUUUGUUAGUUACCACAACAGUAUCUUGACCGUAUUUAGUCACCAGCUCUUCGUCGUGUUUUUUUUUAUAAAUCUCUGUAAGAGUAAUGAUUUUUAACCAGGAACUGCACAGUGUAAUUUUUAAAAAAGUUAUCAAUGAACAAACAAAGAAAAUUGGUUGUCUCUAAAGUCGGUUUACGGACGAUAGUUUAACGUGUCAGCGUCAUUACAAAACAUUGAUGAAAUGAUUGCGUACUUUUAUGAAUAAAAUUGAAUCAUUUUUAUUGAAUUAUCAUUAUUUUGUAUGGAUACAAAGAAGGAGUGAAAUUAAGUCUACAAUUUAAUUGAUAAAUUUACUUUUAUUUGCACUCAUUAAUUCAAAUAUGUUUAUUACUUUAACGAAGAGAUUAUUUUAACUAUAACUUUUAUACAUGUUUGCUAUUUAACUUCUUCAAAUCUGUGUUAUUCUGUUAAGGAUAGGACGAUGAUAGGAAAAGUAGGAAACGAAUGGGAGUGUUUCAAGUUUAAUGUGCCUCGAAAAAGUGAAAUCGAUGGUGGUUCCAAUCGAGUGGAAGAGAGAUACAUGCGGCACAAGCGUACAAUGAGCGUAACGGGACACAACGUAACGGGACAAUGUGUGUAACGGGACAACAUAACGGGACAAUGCGCGUAACGGGACACAUUUUCGUGCGUGCAGCCGCCGUUCAUCGAUUUAUUAGACGUCACGUCAAAAAUAUUUCGAUAAAUUGCAAAACAGGAGAAAAUACUGAGGAACAGAGGUGACGUUAUGGUAACCCCCGCCUGCAGGAAUGUGUUUAUUAGCGUGACGGGUACAUCGGUGUGGAACUCAAGUUCGAGAAUCGGGCGCGCGUCGCUGUCUAGCAGUGCGCAGCACACGGAGAGUCCUCAGCCAAGUUGCAACCGUCUACCCCUAGUUCAACUGUAGUGUGUGUUGUUGCUUGGCUGGUGGUUUCUAGCUGUGUCAAAGGUGGAGAUUUCACGGACGUUCCGGUCGAAAUUGUAGUCGCCAUAUUCAGGGGAGCAGUAAACUGUCAAGCGCGGCUCGAGAAGGGAGGCGGUCGGGCCAAUAGCCCUUGCCGAGACCAAUUUUCUUUAUUUACUUUUAUUUAGGAGGGUAUAUUAAUGUUUACUUAAACACCUAAAUUCAUAUGUUAAACUUUUUAUCCCAUCAAAAGUUGUAAGGAACUAUUAAGGUUCUUUAUGUGUGACCAUAAAUUUGUAAAUAAUAUUCCAAGGCUAAACAAUGACUUAUUUGUCAAUUUUCGGAACUGCGUCUCACUUUGGCAAUAGCCCCUCCCGAAAAGUGAUUCUGGAGCCGCCAUUGUUACCUACUGAUAUACGGGUAACUGCUACCCUGAAGCUGGCGAAAGGCCUUGAAAGCCUGCGAUCCUUAUUGUAGCUGGCCGUAUCGCGAAUAGAGGCAGCGCCGCGGCAGGAUAGUCCCGCGAGCAGGCGGGAUCAGACCUGCGCGGCAGCUGGCGCGCACUCGCACGCACGCCUCGUCAGGUGCGACUACGCCCAGAUAGUGGCGCGCGCGGGGACAGACGGCGCUGUUGUCGGGCACGCGGGGCAUGUCCGUUCCCCACAACAACCCGCGCAGCGCCGUCCCAGUCGCCCUCCCCCCGGGUCUUCGUCAGCAUGUUCAACAAGCUGCGCAGGAAGAAGAAGAGGCGCCAGCACGAGCCAGAAACCAGUGCGAGUUCAUCUUCAAGCACCAAACAUCUUUGGCUGCCGUCGAAAGUACAAGGAAUCGUCUACUCUCUGCGAGCCCAGCAGAAGGAGUGGCGUACCAAUCGAUCACUUGUUGCUCGCUGGAGCCGGUACUCUCCGAGCCCCUUGCGCCACCUCAAAAAACUUUUCUCCACCAGCUCAGAACCAAACCUUAGUGACUCAGAUGGCACGCAGAGAUUAUCAGAAGAUGAAUGGGAUGCAGGGGCUGUGCACCGAGAAGACUCUAGUAAAGAUUUGGAGGAAAUAGAAAGUUUUGAAAGGCUGAAAAGCUCAACCGAAGAAAUUGGUUCUAGUUACCAUGACCAGGAGGGUUGUUUGGAAGAAGGGUUUCAUUGGGUCGACAGCGACACUUCUAUGAAGCUCAAGGAGCCUAACAAACAUUAUUAUGUUCUGACGCCAGGAAUCGCGCAGCAGAGCGACUUGUCCAGUGGGGAGCUUACUCUUCAGUUACGUCACGAUGAGGGCGAGAGUGACACUUCAUCCACAAUGAUACACAAGGCUCAAGAACCCCUCAAGGUAAAUGACGAAUCUCUUUUCCAAGAAUCGGUCGAUAACUUUGUGGGCAGCACCAAAAUACCACUAUCUCUAUACAAAACCAAAAUACCAGAAGAAAAAUGUGUUCCAUGUCUGGAUGGUGAAGCCAGUUACACGUCUGUUGUGAAUGAUAACAUGCCUAUAGUUGGAAGCUCGGAAAAGAACUUUGAAAUCCAGAGACGCCCGUUCCAGCACGAGGGCCGUCUUCCGGAAACUAAGGCCAACGCGGCAUGCAGCGAUGGUGUGCGCGAUCUGUCGGCACCGCCGCAGUACGGCAUGGUGGCACCCAGCAUCGUGCUUCAACAGCCAGAGCAGUUGACUAUUCUGGAGCUGUCGCCAGCGAGACCCGGCCUCAGCAGGCUGCACUUGAAGGCAGACGUGACUGACGGCAGUGCUAGGAAGUCACCUGUCACUGUACAGGAGUGGGUAGACUCGCUGCCACUUCAGCUGCAGAGGGGGGAGGAGGACAGUGAGGAACCACACCAGCAAGAGCCGGACGAGCACCUCGACUUGGGGCUCGGCGCUGAAGCUGGUCUGUUGUUUGCUGUCUGCCCAGAAGUUGAAGUCAGCAGUGCGGACCAUGGCAGUGCGUGCAAGAAGGCGAAGCACAGAGAAGGGUUCGUGCGGGAAGCUUCGCUGCAGUCGGACGUCACGUCGCACACGGGCUCCAGCAUGGAGUCGUACCUGGAGUCCCGUCGCGCCGACCCGGAGGAGGUGCUGCUGGGCCUGGGGUUUGGCGGCUCCGCAGGGGGCGUGCGCUCGGAGGUGUCUCGCAUCCCGCGCCGCUUCUUGCAGCCCUCGCAGGUGAAAGGAGUUGCUGUUGAUGACUUUCUCCAUUACCAGCAGGAUUUAAUAGAGAAAUUUGAAACUGGAUUCUCUGGUUAUCGAGGUUUAGUUGGUCCGUCUCAGACGCCGUCCGUGAUAGUGGCCAAGAUCAUGGAGAAGUUGCGAGAUCACGAGCGAGAGAGCAGCUGCCGCAGCUCCGUGGCUUCCCACCUGAGCACCAGCACGCCGGCCAGUGUUCCGCCCCCACCGCCUCCCCCACCGGCAGAGCUCAAGAAGUUCUCGCACAUGGCCCGCAAAGUAAUGAAACGCACCAACGUCACCCGCGCCCUCAGCGUGCUCAGCCCGGCCAACCGCGAGUUCCUCGACAGCCAGGGCAGUAAGUCGCCGGAGGUGCCUCGCAAGAGGAUGAUCAUUGGACAGCGCUCCUUCACCUUCAGUGGUGACGGGGACCUCAUAGAAGUUGAGUCCCGUCCCUCAUCCCCGUCGCACGAACCCUCUCCGAAGCAGGCGCACGGGCCGGCCAAGCGACUCGUCCACAAGGACUCCGUGCUGUCCUUGGCGACAAGCGCGAGCAUGACUAGUAUUGACAGCGACAGCGACACGGAUGACAGGAGCAGCGAGUACGAGAUGCGUAACAGGAUCUCGAGACCGCCUCCCCCCACAUCGCCAUGUUGUGAUGUUGGGCCCACGCUUCCUACCUCCACUUCCACUUCGUUGCCGGCCAACCAUCGGCAGAGAAUUCUUGACAAGAGGAUGUCGUCCACUAGUCUAAGCAGCUGGGAAAUGGAAACCUCUGCACACUCAACUGAGCGGUCAAAUCGACUUUUAGAUGCUUCGGGGCCAAGUGACGGAAAUGUGGAAGGUUCGAAAUCCCAGCCUAAUUCUAAUGCCCUCAGCUUUUUACGUACCAAGUGCGAAUCGAUUGAUGAAGACGUAAACAUGGAAGUAAUUUCAAAUUCCCACAAUUCAUUAAAUAGUUCGAGUAUCGUGGAAAAAGUUGAAUCUACGUCCGAUGUGGAACUUGGAAUGGAGGCAAGUGAAGAAUUGUGUGUCAUACCAAUUUGUCCUUCAGAUGAAGCUGCGUUGCCACCUUUUUUCACCUCAGUGCAGCAGCAUCAGACACCAACGUGCCUUGUUCGCGAUCAGGUGUGCAUGUUGCAUCGCGACAGGUCAUCGCGGAGAGGCAGCUUGAAGAGGCAGCAGCACAUUGUGGAAGAUGACGACAUAGACAAAACAGAAGAGGGGAUCGAAGACUCUGCUUCAACGCUAAUGCCCAUUGCACCAUUCGCGGUGCAGAAUAAUGAAAAUUUGCUUCAGCUGGUACCAGACACCAGGGGUGACUCCUUUGAAAUGGAAGAGAUUCUCCCACUGGAUGAAGAAAAGGAGCUUUUUAACCUCACAAGAGCCCGCUCCGACAGCAGCGGCUUCCUUGAGGGAGACGUAACGGAGAACAUCUCCUCUAAUAACUGUCCAAGCAACAACAACAACAACAACAACAACAACAACAACAACAACAACAACAACAACAACAACAACAAUACUGUCAUCACAGAUGAUGCUCUGGGCACAUCGGAGAGUUGUCACACCACUACAGAGUCCGUAAGGGAGGUGGUAGCUGACCACGAGGAUGCAUGUGUGCAAAACCCCGCCGCCAGGUUGCCCAGCCAGCAUGCAGAAGUUGUGGAUACCAGCUGUGAUUCAGGAAGCAGCGCCGUGCCCGCGGAAGGCUGCGACGUGUGGUCGAUGCUCGGGGUGUGGGGCAGCGACAGGUACGUGAAGCGGCUCAGCCUGCCGGUGGUGUGCGUGCACGACGAGCUGGGGAACGUGAGGUCGUGGAGGUCGUGCGCCAGCGACGACGGCAGUGCCGUGACUCGCACCGUGAGGAGGGUCCGGUCCGCCCCGCAGAGCCUGUGCGACGCCACCGUCCUCCAGGCGUGCUGCAGCUUCGGCAAUAUGUUCAGCUUCUGCAGUGACGAGAGUGUGAUUCACGUCGGCGCGAGGAAGGGCGGGGCCAGGCCGUGUGCAUGCCGUCGCGGCUCUGGCUCCAGCAGUCGCAGGCACUCGGCGAGUUUCGACAAUCUGAGCGUGCAGCGUUGUGGCCACCACGGAGCAAGACACUGUUUUCAGGAGGGCAAGUCGCGCAACUUGCAGCAAGCAGAUUCUUCCAAGUGUGCCGCCAAUAAUCUUCAGGAGCUUAUUCAUGAACUCACUGCCAGGGGCUUGGAGGUUGGUAAAUUCUUCGACACUCAUAAUGCAUGCCAUUCUGAAUCUCAGCAGGCCCACCUGCACGCCAGCACGUUGCGGCUGGCGGUGGAGGCCUACAAGAGGCAGCUGGGCGCGACGCCCGAGGAGCGGCCAGGCGGCUCCCAGGAGUGCCCGGAGGCCCAGCAGGAGCUGCAAGUGACACGUGGCAUCUGCGGCCGCAUCACGGGCGAGCUGCGCCACAUCGCUGACCUGCUGGAGGAGGAGCCCACCGUCCGGAUGGCAAACGUCACUUGUCAGAUGACGGAACUGUUGCGGGAGCAGACUCGGCUGUACGAGCAGUUGACAUUGUGCGGCAGCGGUACAAGCUCGGUGCUGCCUCCGGAUGUAGUGUCCCUCCAUACCUCACUUGCGCCUCAAGCAGAUGUUUCGCGGUCAGACCGCUGCUGCUGUAGCAAACAGAUUAUAAGCGUGGUUAGAGAAGAACAUGGCCGCUUGGAACAGCUCAUAAAAAAGAACACAGACGAGUUGGCGGAGAUCCGGCAUUUACUCUGUGAACUUCUGUCCAAGAACAGUCAUUUUUAGCUGCAGAACAGUGAAACAUUUCAGUGAGCUAUUUUGUGCUAACUGUUAAGAGAUCUUAGAAACUUUUGUGAUACCAAAAAUUAUUUCCUUUCAGGGUUAUAUGUUGAGGUGUUGUUAAUCAUCUAAACAGUCGUCUUGAAAUAAUUUGAGCGUGUGGUAAAUAUUAUACUUUGAACAAACUGUAAACUCAGACGAUGUAAGAGUGCCAUAAGGUGGGAUGAAGCAUGAGAGUGCUCUCAAAUUCAGCAGGAAUAGAGACGAGUUAGUCAUUUCCUGUAUUAAGAUAACUAUUAUGUUGUUAGUACUGUUUACAGUAAGUGUCCAAUGUGAGAGCUUUUUAUUAAAAUGUGUACUAAGGAACGGAACAAAUUUUCUCACAAAAAAUUUUAUGUUAGCUUGUUUCUCUGUUUCUUCACUGUAUAUAUUCUGACUUAUGCCACUUAAUUUUUGCUUAGUUCAGAGUAGGUUAAAAAUUAACACAAUUAUCAAUUAUCUCAUUCAAUGAUUUUAGCAUGGCACUUAAUAUAUUUUAUUGUUUUGUUUUAUUGUUUUGUCUACAUUUAGAUUUUGUGUGUUGGUUUGUGCUUAUUUCUUAAAAAAUUAAUUUUAGGGAAAUGAAUCAAAAAUUUGUAAUUUACAUAGCACCAUAUAAGUUUAAAAAAAAGUUCCUUUAAGAAACACCAUGUGCCUUUAUGUAGAAUUGUUAUGUAUACUUUUUUUUUCUAAAAGGUAUUUAUGUAUUGUUAAUUGUUCAGUGUGUGGAAUGGAAUAUAUAGUAUUUCCAGAAAUGUCAUCCAGCCUUUUACAUGAAAUCGCAACUUGUUUUACAGUGUACUUAUUGUUUUCUAAUUGUCACCGACUAUUAGGCUGUGCCAUCCGUGACUUAUACAUGGGAGAACCCUGAUUAUCUGUUUAAAAAAAAAACCUAAAGUAAUGAUGAUGAGAGAGCCGGUAUCUCUGUAUGCUGUAUGGUAUGUUCCAAGUGUCGAAAAAUAUUCUGCAGUUGUUACAUUAAUCUGUUUAACAUGGGGUGUUGACGGCCGUACAGUUGCCUUGCUGGCUUCACGCCAGAGAAAAACCAGAUUCAUUCUUUGAAGUUUUAAAGUCGAGGCUUUCACAUGUACCAGUGUGUGGGAAGCAUGGCAGACAUUGCAGAUAUCAGGUGGGAUUGCCAAGGACUCGUGUUUUUGCCAUUUCUGCAUUGUGUUUCUAUGUUAGAAAUUUGUUUUGGUUUUGUUUUUUUCUAGAGACAUUUCACUCAGGUACAGUGACAAAUUUUACAAAUGUUGCCCUCCAAGCAAUGUAUAUGUACUAAUUGUAGGUAAUUGGGUUCGUGAAAGUGGCACACUAUCCAAUUUUGUGCUUUUCAAAAGUGUAGUUGAGAAUAAGGAAAUUUGAAUGCUAGUGUUAAAAUAAUAUAAGCUGCAUGCAUUUUUAGGCAUCCAUUAAAAAUUUAGUUUUUUGAUUUUAAUCAUGUACUUUUAAUUGCUUGAUUUUCAUAGUAUUUUUAUUUUUGUGGUUUUGAUUUUUCACUCUCAGGAAAUGUUGAGGGAUUAAUGCCAGGGGGCUGACACUAGACUAUCUCUUUUAUUUGAAUUUGGUCCCUGUGCUGUUACCAACCUCGAAAUAAAGCACCAACCAGUAUGAUUUGAACGUAUGCUUUGUAUUCAAGCAAUAAUAAUUUUUUUCGAUGACCUAAAAAUUGUUAUUUUGUUGAAUGUUUAUAAAGCUAUUUAAUUUUAGUGUUUCAAAAUUGUCACCUUUAUUGUGUACUUAUAUAAAACUAUUCAAAAGGGUGGUGACACUUGAUUUUGUUUUUUGGCAGAUGUUUAAAGUCUCACAUGCUUGUGUAUAUUUCAGAUUUUUUGUUAGAUAUCUUGAAAAUUUUAAUUGAAUUUGUUUCGAAAAUGGGACAUUAAAAAUGUUGGGCGAGUUACAAACAAAAGCCUCCCCAAAACAAAAGACUGUUGAGAAAAAACUAGCUUAUGUAGUAAAAAAAUCAACAAAUAUGUUGCCCUGCUUGGCCGUAAAAAUAAUUUUUUUAACAUGUAGAUAGAUAAUGUAUUUUUACAAAAGGAAGACAUUAAACAUUGAACAUGAAAAUAUUAGUUAUGGUAUUUAGUAUGCAGGAUAUGUUAAAAAUGUUCCUUUUCUUACAUAUUAUUUGAUGGGUUUUUGUUUCCCAUCUUUAUUGACAGGUUGGUAUGUAUAUGGAGACUACGACCCACCUACCACCCCCAAAAGAGACAAUGCAAUAAGGAAUGUCUCUAUUUCUAUUUACUUACUCUGUGGUUAAAGCUGUUGUUGAUUGGCCUAGGAUUAAAUAUUUGAGCAUUUAAAUUCCUGUAUGUUUUCAAACAAAUACUAAAAUUAUUAUAUUGUAGCUUAUUAGAAAAACAUACCCUUAUUAACAAAAUUUUUUGCUGCUAAGCAUGAUACUAGAAUUUUAAUUACAUAAGCAAAAAAAUGUUUACGGCUUACAUUAAAGUAAACAGAAAAAAAAUUAUUUUUAUAGAAAAAAACAUAAAAUUGUGGUGAAGCUGUAGUUACAACCAAGUUAGUUAGUAAACAAGUAUGUUUAAGGUAUUAAAUACCAUUUUUUUUUUUUUUUCACUAACAUUAAAUAAUUUGUAAAUCCACUGCUAACUAAUGAAUAUUUUGUUGGUUCUUUUUUUUCUGUUGAGAUAUGAUAUUUUUAGUUUUUCAGAUAUGAAUUGCAUUUAAUUCUAUUUACACUUGUAGGUAAAUUCUCAGCUGUUUGGAUUACGUCUUUACUUAUAUAGUCUACAUAAUUUUUAUCUGUUGGAAAGACUUCUGACCCUUGCAGUAUUAAAAUCAAUUUAAGUACACUUUCAAAAGGAAAAGCAUAGUUAUUAUAAAGAUGCUGUUGACAGAACAUGUAUCAUUUCAAACUUUUGUUUCUAUGAAUAAGACAAUAAGUAAACGUACUUAAUCGUAUCCAUAUGUGCAUUCCUGAAAUUAAAUCUUUUUAUAGAGACUGUGGAUUGGGCUUGGGUAGGGGAAGGAGUUGGUGAAGCCUUUUUAGUGAAUAAUUUAUUUGGAACAAGCUUAUCAUUUAAUUACAUAUUUAUCUUACUCCUCACCAUAAAACUUUUAAAUACAAAUAAACACCAUAAUAUCCAUGAAAAAACAGAAAAUAAAACAUUCCAGAGAUAAGUCAUACCAAACAAGUAUUAAAAAAAACUAUCAAAGGUAUAAUUCCAAACAAAAACUUUGCUACUAGUUGUUCUUUAAUGUACAAUUAGCUUGGACACAAAAAAAAAGAUAAAUUUUUAAUUUGUUAUUGUUAUUUAUAUGUGAAGAGAAUGUAUUUGGAAAGAAGAAACAGUAGAAAGGUAUUGAGACUAAAAAUGCCAUGUUUUGACUGGGAAUUUUUGGUAACUUGAUUAAAAAUAUUUUCAAUUUAUAUUUCGUUAAGUUCACUCUUUUUGUGAAUAAAUAUUUGUUACCUGAGAAAAGAAGUAUGUACAAUAACACAGGCCAACAGAGAUAUGGUGCCGGGGUAUUUGGAGCUGAUUUAAUAUGAAUUUGGUACCCUGAAUUAAAAUAUGGCAUUAGUUUUUGUUUAGGAGAUCAAAUUUCUAAGAUACUAUGUUUUAGUGAAAUGUACGUUUUACGUUAUUUUAGGUUAAAUUCAUGAAUCAAAUCUAAAAAUUUAAACAUGAAAUUAUUAUUAUAUAUACAAAGAUAGUACCAAGUCAUCAAUGGAAUCAAGUAGUCACUCAACACUUCGGAAGCUUCUUUUUCGUGAUCUUUCUUGAUAGCAGUCCAUAAUAUUAAUAUCAAUGAAAUCUUUCAUCUUGCUCCUCACUGCUGUCUCCUAAAUUUUCAGGAAAACAGUCCAGGUGGCUGUACAAAUAUUGCACCUAAAUACUCUUGUUGCACCCAAGGGAUUUGAACUUUUUAAGCAUAUUGUUUACCAUUUCAACAUGGUUUUCUGCUUUUCGUUGGCCCAUGGAAUUUACGAAAACUUGAACCUUAAUGAAUUUUAUUAUUUCUGGGCCGUUAAAUAUUCCUACUUUAAUUUUUUACUUACUCAAGUGAGGCAUUUUUCCCCUAUAAAUACAAAGCAUGAUCCGUCCUUAUCAAGAGCCUUUACAAACUGCUUCAUAAGGCCCAUCUUGAUAUGUAGUUCAACUAAAGGUUUGUUAAUAACUUUUUUUUUAUAACGACCGUGUCUUCUCUCUUACGUCACUCUUGUCUAACCCAGUGGUGUGUUUUGUCUCUGCUAUCCCAGAGGCACAAGAAACGAGGAUAUUUGAUGUGGUUACUUUGCUGUCCGAGGAGAAAGUUUACCAUUUUUAAGUCUGCACAAAUCACCAUUUUAUGUUCACGAUACCUUAUCUCUCCAAGACCAAAGCUAUGGUUCUAUGUGUUUUUUUCAUUGUCGUUGAGUGAGCAAUUGGUAUUGAACCAUAUUUGUUCCCAUUGUGUAGAAGAACACAUUUUAAGCUUCGCUUUGAGCUAUCAUUAAAUAGGUGCCAAACUGGAAAAUAUUUAGAAGACUCAUUCUUCCCAGGAGUCCUCUAAUAUUGUUACAAAAUACAAGAUUUUCUUCUCGAGAAAAAUGGUAGCAGACCCUUUUUUCUUGUACAGUAAAAAAGUAAUUUUUUUCCUUCAACCUGGAAGCCAGUAAUUCAGAAGAUUAUUUUGGCAGGUUUAAGAUAUCUGACAAGAUCAUUAACUCAACCUUGUUGAAACAUUGAGGAAUUGUUGACAUUCUGUCAUAAUCACUGUCACCUUCAUUAGUAUCAGAAGGGUGGUUAUAGGGACAACACUCAUCCUCAGAUUCUGGGAGCUGGUGAAAUGCUAGGAUCAGUACUUCCUCCGAGUGAGGGACCGGGCGUCUUGCAGAGAAUAAAUCAGGAUAAGUCCACUUGCUACAGUUGUUUUCAGUAAUAUUUACUAGACAGAAAUAACAGUCAUUGAUGUGGUUUUUGGGUGCUCUUCAGACUAUCAGUACACUGAAUUUCAAACUUUUUCUUUUCCCGCUAUUCCACUGGUGUAAAUGUUUUGUAGAAGUUUUACAAACCUGAUGUGGUACCCACGAUUUAUCCUUAUCACAGAGUUUAACACCAAAGUAUCCAUGAGAAGCUCUCUUUACAAGGUCACAAACAGUCUUUCCGUUAUCUUUUCAUGUGUAUUCUCCGCAUACAUAGCAAAACACAUCAGGAAGUUUUACAGAAUUUAUUUUACUGGAACUCAGUUUUUUUAUCAAUUUUGAUCUAUCCUGCAUGGCUAAAACUCACAAACUGACCUUUAAUUUAGUUGAAGCUUUGAAGUGAAGGAUGGGAUUCCCAACUUGGGGUAUCCCAGUGAUGAAGUGGUGUGAGUCAAGCAGGCAGUUUUACUUCUUUUUUCACACUUGUGCCGGCAGCAAGAAGACUUUAUGAGUGUGACGUCAUCACCAAACAAGAAUCGUCCCUCCUUCCUCUCCUUCUGAUAGAAAAAAAAAACUAAUUUCAUAUUUAGAUUCAGCACCUCAAAUAUAGCUAAAAUCCGUUCCAAAAUCCUAGGCAUCAAAAAAAAAAAAAUUCUUGUUGGCUUGUUUAAUUAAUCAUUUUGUAUUGUGCACUAAUGGAUUAUUGAAGUUCCUCCAUAAGAAUGUAAAUUGUUGUGGCUGUGUGUAGAAAAAAGUAUAAAACCUGGAGAUAUAGUAUGUGUAAUAAUCAAACUGUUCCAUAGAUUUAGAUCUGAACUUGUGUUCAUGAAGACAGUGUGUUAGUCAUUUGAAAGAUGGACAAGGUCGAUAGAAGUGUUAUUUAUUGGAAUGUUAGAGUAGGCUUAUCUGUAAAUUAUUUGGUUGUCUGCCUUAAAAUGUACUUUAACCAGAAGUGUAUCAUACUGAAAGAGAUUUUUAUGUACAACUGAAUUUGAAUACCACCUCUAUUGCUUAACACACCACUUAAAUAUUUUACUAUUGCUAAUUUGAGCAUUCCACAUGUUCAACUUUUCCAAGCCAAUUUUAGUAUUACUAUCGUUUUACUUAGAUUUCAGGUACAAGAGCUCUAGAUCUCUGCGUGUUUCAAUUACGCAUGUGUCACUGCAUAUGCUAAAACUUGUAUGUAAAUUUUGGUAGGUUUUCAGGAAUUUGGAAACCCCCAAUUUUAAACCAACUCUUACUUAGGAAACAAUAAUAAAUUGCUUUAUUUUUCAAUAUCUUACAAUGCACAGUAAGUUAUUGACACAUGUUUACGAAUUGUAGUGCAGGAAAUGCUAGCAGGCUUUUUGUAUAAUUACCAAACAUUGUUACACUAGGUUUUUUGUCUGCAGUGGCACAUAGAAGUUUGUGUGCAAGUGAGGACUCAGAGACUUUUCUGCAGGUGAUUUAUUUGAGAAAUUAUAACUUAUAAGACAUGCAAAGUGAUUUAUGAUUGUUAAGCUGUGAUGUGAAUAAAAGUUUUAUAUUUUAGAUGAUUCUAUGUCUGUUACUGUGUGUGUAGCAAUUAUUCCCAAUGGAAAUGAGCAAUAAAAAGAAUUUACAACAUUAA